AUGAUCGACGUCUCUACUCUACAAGGUAUGUACUUGCUGAUAAUCACACUUGAAACGUGUUCGGCGCACAAAAGCCAAGUGAUAAUGUUUUAUGAAUUCAUUCACACUUUAGAGAAGUGAAACAAUUUCCUCCCUCGCCUCAAAUUCCUGUGAUCACGUGUGCUUCCUCUGAUAAUAGUCUAGUUCCAAUAUUUAAUGAGAAUCUUUCCCUCUGAACCUUUUCUAUUGACUCGUCCAAAUACGUUUUUUGAGCGGGGCUCUAAUCGGCAACAUGUUAUCAAACAUUUCCGUCUUUUCGUUUCCCUUUCACUUGUACAUACGUUACCGUACUUUGCUGUGCUCUGAGCUCUUUCCAACUACAAACGUCAGUGACAUUUCCGCAUCUUCUACCCUCACUACAUUCCAUCUUCUUCUCCUUCUUCUUCUUCUUCUUCGCCAAUCCCUUCAUUUCUUCUUCUUCUUCUUCUGUCCGGUUUGGGAGGUGAUAUCUCUCUGACACCGCCAGAAACGUCGGCUUAUCAAAUGUCAAACGGGCGGUCCCCGUUUCAUUUCCUCAAAUUCUUCUAAACUUCAAGAAGAUCUCAACAAGUUUGCCAAUUUCUUUACGUCUUGAGGGCUGACGACGAAGGCGGCAAAGAUAAACAAACAAUGUAUUUUGAUUGCGCUUUUGAUGAAUCUUCGGGGCGUGCACUCUCGCUCCUUCUCCUGCACGGCCAUCCGUCCAUCCAUCCAUCACCGGAAGACAUCCGUCUCGUGAGCCCCUUUUCUGCCACGUCAUAUCUCAUGCAACACUCUUCUUCUCCAAGAAAACUGAGAAGAAGAAGAAGAAGAAGAAGUCACCUCACUCUUACACUUUGGUCUCCUGCCAUUCCCGUGACUACAGUAGUCUUAUCCUAAAUCCUCCCUCACCAACGAUGUAGAUCCUUUCAGUGAGAUUAACUCUUUCUUGUCCGCCUCUUUUUACUCUUCUUUUUCUUCUUCUUCUUCCUCUCGCUUUAUUACCUAAAUUUCGGGGCGGCAUCUUUCUUCCUUUCGUUUUCCCAUUUCACACAAACACAGCUGAUCGGCCAUGACCACAGAAGCUUUUCCGCGCAUGUGCUCAUCAUCCGUUCCACAAACUUUCCAAAUAUUGUGUGACCUUGCGAUGCGCAGACCUCUUUCUCUCUCUCCGUCUCCCUCCGGCCGGCGGCUCCGCAUUUUCGAAUUCUCGAAUCGGGGCGCCAACACCAACAAAUUAGUUUUGUUUAAUUCUCGGUCUGCUCCGAAUGAAACCGAGCCGCCGUGCCGUCCGCUCUAAGCGGAUUACUGUAUUUUACAAUGACGGAGGGGGCCGCCGAAAUAACAUUUCCGCCCUUUUUUGUUUUUAUUUUCGCGUACCGACAGUCUCGCGACCACAAAAAUAACUCGGCAGUGAGAGUGGGAACCGACCCGGAAGAGUGUCAUUUGUGCUCCGAUGACACCACGAAUAACUGUAGAAGAGUAAGCCUCUUACCGAAAGACCCGAAGACAGGAGACUGUUUGAAUAAGAAACCAUUUGGAAAUGUUGUCGUCAUGAUCAUUUUUUCGUCGGCCGUCCGAGUCAGAACACUUCAUCUCUGGACUCCUCGCUUUGUAGAAACGGACACCUUGUGAUGGCUUCGUAGAACAACAAAAAAUCGCCUUCUGCUCUUCUUCUUUUCCCUCUUUUUCUUCUUCUUCCUCCCCCCAUUCGUUUCUGUUUCAAAAGCGUUCUCAACGUCUCCAGAGACCACUCUUUUCCGUCAAACACUCGACCGAAUCUGUUUUGCAGAAAUUCGAGAGAUGAGCAGUGCGAGCAGCACCACCUCAAGUGCCUCCUCUUCGGUAAUUCACGAGGAAUUCGAUGAGAAGCCCACUUCGAACUUCUCGUGGCCGCCCGGCCAAGCCUUCCCCUUCGAGCCGCUGCCGCCCUACCCGGCAGGACCCAAUCUCUCAAAGAUCCACUACCCGCGCGAGGUGACCUGUCCUCGAUACGUCUGUCCGCAUUGCGACGAGCAGUUCCUGUUCCACUCGACGAACGGAUUGCUCACCUGUCCGUUCUGCUACAGUUCCAUCGCCAUUGGCACUUAUGUCAGUUUUCAGUUCGUUCGAAUCCAAUCAAUCCGUUUCCACUUUCCAGAACCGCAAGCAGAUGUACCUCAACUUCAUCGUCGGCACCAUCGUGCUCAUCAUCUCGAUGGUGAUGACCGUGCUCGUCUUCACCGUCGCCAAGGACCAAGUGUACCUGUCGAUUCCAGGUUCGCGCACCGACCGUCCGAUCUCCCCUACAAUUUUCGCGCUUUUAGCCAUCAUGCUCUUCUUCGGAGCCAUCAUUUUCUUCACGAAAGCGUUGCAGUCGAAGGACAGCUAUGAGGAAGCGAAGAUUCUCAUCGAAGACAUGGACGUCUGA
Messenger RNA from Caenorhabditis sp. 36 PRJEB53466, 2407 nucleotides. NCBI's taxonomy places the organism in Eukaryota, Metazoa, Nematoda, Chromadorea, Rhabditida, Rhabditidae. The record is from the annotation of a GenBank genome assembly.